Cryptotermes secundus is the source of this 5583-nucleotide messenger RNA. RefSeq lists its product as uncharacterized. NCBI's taxonomy places the organism in Eukaryota, Metazoa, Arthropoda, Insecta, Blattodea, Kalotermitidae. Gene Ontology annotation, cellular component: cytoplasmic microtubule; cilium. Gene Ontology annotation, biological process: microtubule cytoskeleton organization. Gene Ontology annotation, molecular function: microtubule binding. The record is from RefSeq and is a predicted model, not a curated record.
AUGGGUGUGAUCCUCAGCAUUCCGUCCCUCGUCAGCCCUCUCCUUACUCCAACAAACGGUAUUGUACUUAUUUCACAGACAGGACUGAUUCAUCUAGUCAGCUCGCUGUCAAAAAAGUUGGUACAAGAUACGUAUCAAAAGCAGUCCCUCAAGACAUUGGUAAGAAUCAGAGAAAUGGUGGGCGAAGCAAGAUUUGACCGUUUUCUUGAAGGUUUUCAUCCUCAGUGCAAAAAGGAUUUUGAUAUCCUUUGUCAAGUGUACGACGUGAGAAUGAAUCUAGGUGAUUCUGGUAUCGAUCUGCAUGUACCGCUUCCUGGCGAGGACUUAUUGUUUGAAGGGAACGGCUCGAACAGUGGACACGGAUAUUGGUAUGAUGGCUCGACCUCAGCAGCAUAUCCAACUGCAGUAUCCCCUGAAGAUGCAGUUUUCAGAGACCUGAAUCAAAAUGUAGUCAUUCUGGAUGAUAAAUCCAGUAGUAGCGAAAAUAUGGCAGAUUCUCCACUCUCUCUCAAAGACGAUGGAGCAGAUGGCGUGGGCUCGAUAAGCCAUCUCACUGGGACAGUCACUGAGAACUCUGGAAGAGAUAAUGUUCAUGGAAGAGGAGAGGUAAUGGGAAAUGGCCACAGAAAUUACAGAGACGUAUACUCAGAACAAACUUCUGGGAUUAAAGGAGUAUCAUCUGAUAGAAGUUAUACAGAAAAUAGAGAAGAACAUCUUGAAGUCGCAAUAGAAGAGAGGUCGGCGCCUCUGUCAGAAAAUAAAGACUCUGAGGAGAAAUCGGUGACUGUGAUAGAGGGAGAACCCCUGGAGGAAGGGACUGUGAACUUCAGUCGCGUUGUUCUAGAAACUGAGUUUAAGUUAAACGAGGACGCUGCGAUAAUGAUGACCAUCUUAGAGGAAGGAAACACAAGUCCUCAAGAAGAGCUGUGCUCUGAUGAAACUGGCACUGUCAAUCAUGGCGAAGAAUUCGCCGAGGACAAGGAAACCGGUGCAGAUGAUGAAGGCUACAGAAUGUACAACAAUAACUUUAUCAUGAAAGUUUUGACCGAUGAUGAAGAUUAUAAUGACGAUGAUGAUGUUGCCGUGCCGGAUGAAUUCACAAGAAGAACUCCUCGUCGUGUCCGCUUCGGCGGCGAGGUAGUGAUGAUGCGCACACCAGACAGCGAGGAGACAGCAAUUCUACAGCAAAAUGGUGACAGUUUAUCACAGGAUGAUGUCAACGAAGGAUGUUCUGAAUCUGAGAAUGGAGCUGUUGAAGAAAUUACUGCGGACGGUACUAUCGAAGCGGUCAUACCGGAUGCUAGACGGGAGUCGACCGUCUGUUCAAAAGAUAAUUCCUCACACGAAUCUAUAUCAUAUGCAAGAAGUGGCUCGAGAGGACAAUCAGCAGCACAAGAAAAACUAGAUCAUGCAAAAAGAAAUAUGUCGGAAGAGGAUUCAAGACGAGAUUCCUUAGCGUUUGUAAGGCAAGGUACAUUAACAGAAAUAAAACAAAAUUCAGAAGACGGCGCAAGGGAAGAUACCUGUGAACGCUCACUGAGAGAGUCUGUACAAGAGGCAAAACAAGAUUCUGUAGAGAAUUUACCGUCUGGUCCAGAUGGAGACGAAAUCACAAAAUCCUCAGUGGAAGGUUCUUUGGGUGACACAAGGUGCAGUCCUAAUGAAGCUUGCAAAAAAGAUUCUGUAAAAAGUGGAAGGAUUCUGGCGCAACACGCGACCCGAAAAUUGUGUGGCUCAACAGAUGCUGCAAGGCAAGAUUCUGCGGAAAAUGUUGGACAAGAAACGACAGAAGAUACUGAACAAGGCUCUACAGAAGAGCGAGUAAGGGACGUAACCGCGGCUGACGACGUUGGACAAAAAGAUGAAGAAAUGUCUUCCUCUCUGCAAAGUCACAUCCCGCUGCCUGUAAUCCCUGCUAGGAGCAAACCAAAAGACCGCAAGCGACGGGGGUCUCUUCAUCGGAAACGUCAGAGCAUGCGGGACUCAGAGACAUCAACGGACACGCAACAGCAAUCUUCAGAUCUGGCUGGAGGUACACGACUGAAGCAAGGCUCUGAGGAGUCUGUGAAUGGGGCUGAAAACGAUGGGCGAGCGUCGACGUUGUGGGCACCUGAGGAAUCAGACUGGCGAGGCGCAGAGCAUGAAUAUAAUGAUCAGAACUGGGAGGAGCUCGGAAUUGUGACGAAAUCGGUGUUGGACGAUCUCCAUGAUCAGGAGGAGUGGGUGUCUCGGGUUCACGGCAUCGAAAGCCUGUCUGCCGCCUUGAGGGACCCAGAGGUGCUGCAGACGAUUGGACCGAGCUUGCCGUCCAUCCUGCAUUGCUUGCUGGUGACCAUGGCUGAGGAUCGGAACCACCGGGUGGCCACAACUUCCAUCAGUGCCUUGCGGGGCCUCAUUGCCUCGCUGCCCCGCUCUGUUCUUGAAGACCACCUACCUCAAAUCGUGUUCGGCCUAGCCCGACAUAUCGGCGGCUCUGGCAGCGUGAACCUCAAGAUCGAGACAGUGCAGGUAGCUAAGCAACUGAUGCAGAUCAUGAAGCCCAACCCAGUGAUCGAAGUUCUACUCACCUCGGACUGCAUCGGAGCAAAAAGCUCGAAGAUGCGUGAAAACUCAUUGCUCUUCCUCAUAUACGCCACUCUGACGUUCCCAAGCACAGAAUUCCGUUGGGACGAGAUGACCGGUCGAGUGGCUGCAGCCGUGGCAGAUCCGAGGCGUCGGGUCCGACAGGCGGCGCUCGACGCACUGGCAGUGAUCGCGCAGUUUGCCACCCACAGCCUUCUUGAUGAGGCUGUUAAGGCUGUCGCAGAAAAGCAGCCUAGCUUGGCGACGAGAAUCGCCUACCUGGCAGGCAUCCAGGCGCGUCUCUCGAGGCGGCAGCUUCCCACAACAUCGCCCGACGGACUCAUCCUGUACGUUCUUCAGAUCCCAUCAGCCAGAGUCAGUAGCAAUGGAGGCCUCUCCAGCAAUCCAAUGGGAUCAGAUGUGGACUGGGUGCUGGCAGGCUCAGGAUCCUUGUCUUCCGGUUCUGCGCGAUCGCGCGGUCAGCUGGUCGCAGCGCAGAGGCUAGACCCUCAGGGGACACUAUUCCCGAAGGCAGAUGACACCUCAGUGACGCGUAUCAAGAAGGGGAAUCCCUGGACUGAGAGGAAAGAGGUCGUGGCGCCUGGGUUUGGCGCGCAUGUUCAUUCCGCCGGCCAGCAACGGAUUGUGCCCAUCAACCCCGAGAAGUCUUCGGAUGAACAGAGGCCUAGGGUUGGCGUGUCGUCAUGGACGACUGACUUGGACACUAGUCAGAAUGGCAUUUUGUCUUCACGGGACACAUUCCGUCCUUUAUACCUGCAAUUCCAGUCACCACCAGAUGUUGGUAACUUAAACAAUGACUCAGUAGAGAAAGGAAGUUUCUCCCUACUCCCGAAUAGGCUGUCACCAUCGAUGCUUACAAGUCCAGGCAGUGAGGGAGUAGCGCUUGAGAAGCUCAAUCAGACUUGGCCUCCGCCAUCUUCUGGACACCACUCCCCCCGGAUCCCAAAGACUUCAUCAAAGAGAGGCAGAAGAAUUCUAGAACCAUUGAACAGUUGUAACCCUCAUGAUGGUGUUUCACAUAGAGAGAUAUCACCUGCUAGAAGAGUUUCACCUGCCUGCAGGGGGAUAUCUCCAGUACCUAUAGCAGUAUCUCCAACACCAAAAACAGUCCUGCCUAUGCCAAUGGCAAUAUCACCAAAACCAAACAGCACAUCUCCCAUGCGUGCGGGUGUCAAUUCAGGUGGUCGACAUAAGAUACCGCCACUGUCUCCUCAUAGAAAGUUGGACCGGGUAGUGGAUAGUGAUGUGACCAUUACUUUCAACAGCAGAAGUUAUGAUACUAGUAUAAGGAAGCCCAGGAGAAGGAAACGCUCUACAAACAAAGGGAAAGGAAUUGUUGCCAUUGAACAUGAACCACUUCAAAUAAAGGAAGACGAAGUAGAGCUGUCAUCCGGCAUCAAGGAUGCAGCAGGUGAUACUUGCACCAUUCCCCAGAAACCUAUGUUGGCCAGGCAGGGAGGCCGCCAUGAUAUGUCUUCAGCUGGUAUGUAUUAUGAAAAUGGAAGCAAAAUAUCAAAUGGAUUGUUCACCCCACCUGCUGAGCCAUUCUUGCCUGCUGUGGACCCUUCAACACCCAAGCUGUCCAGGGCAAAAAGGUCUCCACAUCAGCAACAAGAUGAGCUGGAAUUCAAGAGUCUGGACGAAAAUGACGAGGCUUGGAAAAAUGAUUCACUUGCCUAUACACAUACGGAUAAUUCUGCUGUGUCAGCUAUGGAUACUUUUGAGGCUGAAGAACGUGCCAUGAAGUUCCACCUCCUGAAGGAACGAGAGCAGUUGGAAUCCAUUACAGUUUCGCCAUCUGUACCCUCAGCACCAGUUAUCAAUGAAAGCACUACCACCACAAAGGUGAUACAGCUUGACACCAAGAAUCAGGGAAGUGUUCCAUCACUCCACAACUUACAGCACAGCCCCCCCUUGCUGUCACAUGCAGAGAAUGCAGAUAAUGUGAACAAUGAUAAUCAGGGCUCACAGCCAACAUGCAACACUGGCUCUGUCAUUGAUCUGCAUCUAGAAGUGGAGGACAGUUUGCAGAAGAGUAUGUCAGUAGCCCCCCUCAAACAAAUGCGGAAUGUUAAGCGUCCAGUUGGUGCAAAGAUUCCAGCAACAACUCCAAGAAUAAUGCAGUUUCAUGACAGCACCUGCACAAAGCUGAAUAGUGGCCUGUUUCCUGAUACCUCGUAUCCUGUGGACAAGCCGAAGGAAGCCCUGCAACAAUGCUUCAUACACCUCAGCAGCUCAGAAUGGGAAGUGACGAUGCAGGGCCUGCAAUUGUUGGUACGUCUGAUGCGCCAUCAUCCUGAAACCAUCCGCACUCAGCUUCAUUCUGUUAUUGUGGCUGUGGGGAAACAAGUGCGCAACCUCCGCUCACAAGUGGCACGUGCUGCUUGUCAAGCAAGCGGAGAGCUCUUCCUGUCACAGAAAAGGGCUCUUGAGACUGAUUUGGAUGAACUUGCCUGUCCGUUAUUGCACAGAACUGCUGACACAAACAAGUUCUUGAGAGCAGACAGCAAUGCUGCCCUGGAUAAGAUGAUAGAGGUUAUCAGUCCUUCAAAAGCUGUUGCCGUCAUUGUAGGGAAGGGCAUAAGCCACCAGAAUGCCAUUGUACGAACUUCUUGUGCCCGAUUGUUGGUGAGUUUGGUGAACAGGAUUGGUGUAGAUAAAGUGAUGGCACACCCUGGAGACAUCAGGGACAAGAUCCUCAUUUCUGGCUCCAACCUGUUGACGGAAGGAAGUCUGGACACCAGGUGCUUUGCCAAACAACUGUUUCGAAUGCUGUCCAGCUACCCAACAUUUAAUUCAGUAAUGUCUGAAGUGAUCCCAUCACAUGUACUGAGAAAUAUCAGCAAAACACUCCAGAACUUGAAGUAAACUCCAUAAAAGAAUUAAUCUAGUUUUCGGAUAUGUUUGAAUAUGUUUCGUUCUCAAAAUAUAUUAAGUGCUCUUGUGUAAGUUUAUAUUAAUACCUUAUUAAUUGCUGAAUAAAGUUUAUGAUAAACUGAA